Dendronephthya gigantea is the source of this 2463-nucleotide messenger RNA. RefSeq lists its product as uncharacterized. Bases 1 to 2463 code for a protein of 820 amino acids. The record is from RefSeq and is a predicted model, not a curated record. Gene Ontology annotation, molecular function: nucleic acid binding; zinc ion binding. The transcript has 4 exons. Lineage: Eukaryota; Metazoa; Cnidaria; Anthozoa; Malacalcyonacea; Nephtheidae.
AUGGCGGUGACGAGACAACAAAGUCAACGAAUUGAUCUUGAAGCACAAGAGCAGUCGGGCUUGAAGGUCGAUGCGGGCCAAGAAGAUGAAGUUAUUGACGAGUGGACAAACGAAAACAAAGGCAAGUUACGCGUAUUUGAGGAGGUUAUAGAAGAGUUAAAUAAUAAGCUUUUAGACGACGAAGGAAAACGAAAGGAAAUUGAGCGUCGGGAGAAAAUUGGACAAGAAGCGGAAGCACGAGCUCAAAUUAGAGAUGAGGAAAGAGAGAUAGAAUUGGCAAAGCGUGAAAGAGAAGAAGAGUUUGCGUUAUCUCUUGAGGAAAAGAAGCUAGAAGCUGCUGAGAAGCGGGUUAAAACGAAGUUGCCUGAGCUGCAAAUCUCGAAAUUUCAAGGAACUCAUUUAGAUUGGGUUCGGUUUUGGGGUCUAUUUGAGACCCAAAUUGAUAAAGCACCCAUGAAAGACGAAGCAAAGUUUGCAUAUUUAAAAGAGCAUCUUGUACCUAAAGUUCGAAUUACAAUUGAUCAAUUACCACUGAAUAGCGAAGGGUAUGCAAAAGUGAAAAGGAUGUUGGAGCAAAGAUAUGGUGACGCAAGCGAGGUAGUCAAUGCACAUAUUCAAGAAAUUCUGUCUUUACCUACUAUUACUGGUGUAUCAAAACAAAAGAUACACAACUUUUAUGACAGUCUUUUGGGGCAUGUUCAAGCUCUUGAAGCAUUUGGAAAAUUGGGGGAUGUUGCAGGAAAUGUAAGGAUGACGUUGGAUAAAUUAGAAGGCAUUCGAGCUGAUUUAACGAGAACCUCAUCAGAUUGGAAAAAGGACCAAUCUAAACAAUGCGUAUAUUGUGAAAGCAAAGAUCACAGAUCUGUGGAAUGUGAUAAAGUGGUGAAUGUCAGUGACCGGAAGAAAAUUGUCAGCAACAAGCACCGGUGUUUCAACUGCACUGGCGAAAAGCAUAGAGCAAGUGAUUGCAGAAGUGGGAGCCAAUGUUACAACUGCAAGAGAAGGCAUCACACUUCUAUUUGUGAUAAAUUAAACGCAAAUCAAAAACUGCUGUGUCAACCUAAUGGGAAGGAUGUAGUUUAUCCAGUUGUGGUGGUAGAGAUAGGAGGACUAAAGUGUCGAGCACUUUUAGACACUGGGUCUGGGAGUUCAUUUGCAUCAAGCACGUUGUUAAACGCAAUUGGGAAAAAGCCGAUAAGACAAGAAUUUAAAUCAAUUGAGAUGAUGCUUCAAACAACAACAAGGAAGAUUGAUGUUUAUGAGGUGGAGAUUGCAGCUGUUGAUGGCAAUUUCAAGAUGUCAUGUGAACUGAAUCGAAUCGACAAGGAUGUGCUAAUGAAAGUGCCAAAUCCGAGGUAUAAAGAACUUAUUGAAACCCAUGAACACCUUAAAGGAGUACAUAUGAAUGAUAUUGAUGAGAAAGCACUUUUACCUGUGCAUCUAAUCCUAGGUGCCAGUGAUAUGUCUACAAUCAAGACAACUGUACCUGCUAAGGUUGGGAACGAUGGGAUGCCAAUCGCUGAGAAAACUGCUUUGGGAUGGAUUAUCAUGUCACCGGGGCGAGAGAAGAACCAUUCCUACUUGAUGUUUACCAAGAGCUCCCAAGAAGACUACCUGCAUCUUUGUAGUCUGGUUGUGCUUGGAUUAGGAGACCAUGUUGAAGGAGAUCAAGGGAGCCCUGAACUGCUGAAGACUUAUCAUGAUAUAGUGGAAAAUCAACUCAAAGAUGGAGUGGUCGAGAUUGCGCCUGAGAAACCUGAAGGGAGCCGAGAGCAUUACAUUCCCCACAAACCGGUAGUACGAGAGCAAGCCGAGUCUACGAAAGUAAGAAUUGUGUUUGAUGCUUCGGCAAAAGCUGAUCAAAAAUCCCCGUCUUUGAAUGAUUGCUUGGACAUUGGUCCCCCACUCCAAAGAAGAAUCCUUGACAUACUACUUCGUAAUCGACUUAAACCUAUUCUCUUAGCUGGUGAUAUAAAACAAGCGUUCCUACAAAUAGUGAUUAGAGAGAUCGAGCGAGAUGCGAUGAGAUUUUUAUGGAUAAACAACCUACAAUGCAAAGAGAUGGUGGUGUAUCGUAUGACCAGAGCAAUGUUUGGGCUAGGCCCAAGCCCAUUCUUACUCGGAGGGACUUUGAACGUUCAUCUCGAGAAGUAUGCAGAGCACUAUCCACAAUGUGUUGAAGAAUUAUCUGAAGGAACGUAUGUUGAUGACAUAAACAUCGGAGGUGAUAAAGUAGAGGAGACGGUAGUACUCAAGGAGCAAGCCAAAGAAAUUCUCAGCGAGGGAAGCUUUGUUUUGCACAAAUGGCAUUCUAAUGCUGCGGAGUUAGAGAGUGACAACGUGGAAAACGGAGAAUCUACCUUUGCUAAAGAAAUUUUGGGAACUAAGCCAUCAAAGACCAAGCUCCUGGGACUGGGAUGGAACAAAAAGGAAGAUACUUUGUCUGUAUCACUACCAAAGUAG